AUGGAAUUUCCUUUACAACAAGCUUGUAUGAAUAAUGACUUUAAAACUGUAAAAGAAUUGGUCUCGGAAGAUCAUUCAUUAGUUUUUAAAAAAGAUAGUGAUGGAAGAGUUGGGUUACAUUGGGCUGUUUCUUUUCAGUUUGAACCUAUUAUUGACUAUUUACUCUCAUUUAUGAAAGAAAUGGAUAUCGAUGAUUUAGUGGAUGAUGCAGGUUGGACUCCAUUCCACAUUGCUUGUUCUGUAGGUAGUUUAAAUACCGUGAAAAAAUUAUAUGAGGGAGAUCUCAAGCCAAAUCUAGAUUUGCUUACAUUACAAGGCGUCUCUGCUCUUCAUUUAGCCGUGUCAAAAAAACAUCUACCUAUAGUCGAGUUUCUACUGAAUAAAGGUGCCUCAGUUAGAGUUAAAGAUAAAAAAUUACAAUUACCAAUACAUAGAGCUGCUGCAAUUGGGUCAAUGGCAAUGGUUGACAUUCUAUGUCAAAAGAAUAGUCCAGUGAACGCAAAAGAUUUCCAAGGAUGGACUCCACUAUUCCAUGCAUUGGCAGAAGGUCACGGUGAUGUGGCGGUCCUGUUGGUUAAUAAAUACAGUGCUGACUAUGAAAGUACUGAAAAUUCAAACGGAGAGAAACCAUUGGACGUGGCAUUGAAUGAACAAGUUAAGGAUUAUUUCAUUAAAAAUGUCCAAUAA
Tetrapisispora phaffii CBS 4417 is the source of this 687-nucleotide messenger RNA. It is a transcript of the gene NAS6, whose product is annotated as Nas6p. The record is from RefSeq and is a predicted model, not a curated record. Bases 1 to 687 code for a protein of 228 amino acids. Lineage: Eukaryota; Fungi; Ascomycota; Saccharomycetes; Saccharomycetales; Saccharomycetaceae. Gene Ontology annotation, molecular function: protein binding. The transcript has a single exon.